AUGGAAGGGGACGCAUCCACUACUACUGGGAUUACGAGUUUUUCGCAGUAUUGCACAACAACGCCUGGCUUGGGCGCGAUGGGAGGGACUAGUCUAAUCUCCCCCCAAAUACAAUCAGGAUGGUCUGCUCCAUCUUCUCGAACCCACACUCCUGCUCCCGCGGCUGUGCCGCCUCAUGUAUACUCUCCCAUGUCUUUUGAUCAGAUGUCAGAUCGUGAACUCCUUGAUAUGGUAGCACAAAAUAUGAUUAUCUUGAAAAAAGAAUUCUUGCAGUUGCAAGGGGCUUAUGAAGCCCAAGGAGAUCAAUUAGCCUUAUUAAGAGCAGAACUGGAGGAACACCGUGAUCAGUCACGAAACCAACACAUUUUUUACUCCAAUCAAAUCCAAGGAGCCGCCGCGUCUAUCCAGGCUGUACAAGAUCAGUUGAUUCACAUGACCGCCAAUCGUCCCACAGCUCCACCCCCACCUCCUCCACCUUCUGGCACUGCCACCUCCACCAAUCCUCCACCUGCUCCCACGUCUUCCAAUUCUGACUUAAAGUUUGCCAAACCUAACAAGUUCAAUGGCAAGAAGGAAGACGCCCUUAAUUUUAUUAUUGCUUGUCAGGCUUACAUAAGGGCAAAAGGAGCCAAUAGAUCCCACGAAGAAAAAAUAUUGUGGGUAACAUCAUACUUUGAAGGGGCAGCAGAAGAUUGGGUACGCCCAUAUAAAGAAAGGAAGGUGUUUAGGGGAGAGGCGGUCCCACUUUUGGAAGAUAUUGAUGUGUUCUGGGCCGAGUUUACUAAGCAUUACGUGGACACAAACCGUGAUGAAAAGUAUUGUCAAAAAUGGAACAAUUUGCGGCAGAAAGCUUCUGUUCAGGAAUAUACUCGUGAAUUCCAACAGUAUUUGGUUUCUCUUGGUUACAGUGAUGAAACCUUGUGCGAUAAGUACUACGAUGGCCUGAAAAAUGAGAUCAAAGACAUCAUGCUAUCUACUAUGUUCCAAUGGCGUCGCGCCACGGCUCAACAGGUCUAUGACAAGGCAGAGGAGAUCGCAAAUCACAUUGAAUCCACGCGUCUAUCCAACCCCUCUGCCUCCACUGUUUGUGCCACUCCCACUGCUGUUCCCACUUCCACCUCCAACCCCACUUCCACUCGCACUUGCCUUAACAUUGGGGACAACGUCUACAUGAUUGAUCCUACUACUCGCCGCGCCAAGAAAGGCGCCAUUACCUCAAUUGUACGUACAACCUCUGGCAAUAUGCCCAAUGUUAGGUGGAAUGGGGAGACCAAGGAUACCAUGAUACCAUUUCCCUCCCUUAAAAAAGACAAACGCCCUGCUGCGGCUGCGCCUGUUAAACCAAUCAUUGCCCCUAUUCCUAUCCCUGCCACGAACACAAAGGGCCCAGGUCCCAUGGAUCUUGACGGAAGGGGUUUUGCAAACCUCACCUGCCAUAUAUGUGGUGGCAAAGGACAUUUUGCGCGCAGCUGCCCCUCUAAGCCCAUGUCUGGACAUGUGGCUAACGUUGAAUGGUCUUGGGAAAGGCCCAAAGAAGAAAGUCGAAUUGAAGUAGUUUCUGAGGAUGAAGAGUCGGGAAAAGGAAAAGCCAAGGCCAACUAA
This is a messenger RNA of Rhizoctonia solani, 1602 nucleotides long. RefSeq names its product Retrotransposon gag protein. The record is from RefSeq and is a predicted model, not a curated record. The coding region runs from base 1 to 1602 and encodes 533 amino acids. Gene Ontology annotation, molecular function: nucleic acid binding; zinc ion binding. NCBI's taxonomy places the organism in Eukaryota, Fungi, Basidiomycota, Agaricomycetes, Cantharellales, Ceratobasidiaceae. The transcript has a single exon.